UGGCCUCUCUCUCAGCGAGCCGGAGCUGAAUCGUUGACAGUAACUGUAUCAUCUAAAAUUAACCCAUUAUCUUUUGGACAAACCUUUCUUUCACGAUGCAGAAGAUAAAGUCACUUAUGGCCCGGCAGGGCCUGAAAAGCCCACAGGAGAGCAUGGCAGACCUCAGCCCAGUGGAGAACUUCAGGAUCCCAAGCAAGGAGGAGUUGAGGGAGAUGAGGGAGCAGCCCAUCGACCCCCAGGCGGAGCAGGAGAUCAUUAACAGCAUCCAGGAGGUCUACUAUUCCAACGACUCCUUCGACAUGGUGCAGCACGAGCUGGAGAAACUCCCACCUGAGCUGAACCUGCUGGAGCUGGAGGAGUACAGAGACAAGCUGAAGAGACAACAAGCAGCGGUUUCCAAAAAGGUCGCCGAUCUUAUCCUGGAAAAACAGCCGUCCUACGUCAAGGAGCUGGAGCGGGUGACGUCCUUACAAACCAAUCUACAGCUGGCUGCAGUGAUCUGCACCAACGCUAGGAGGCAGCUGAGUAUUUCAAAGGAGGACUUCACAGAGGCCAGCCUGGGGCUCCUAGCCAAUCAGAGGAGGAGACAGCUGCUCACAGGGCUGCUGAAGUCACUGAGGACCAUCAAGACCCUGCAAAGGACUGAUGUUAGACUCAGUGAGAUGCUGGAGGAGGAGGACUAUCCAGGUGCCAUCCAGUUGUGUCUGGAAUGUCAGAAGGCUGCCAGCACAUUCAAACACUACAGCUGCAUAAGUGAGUUGAAUUCCAAGCUUCAAGACACUCUGGAGCAGAUCGAGGAGCAGCUGGAUGUGGCCCUGUCUAAAACCUGCAAGCACUUUGACAUCUCCCACUACACCAGAGUUCAGCUGGCGUACACCCUCCUGGAAAAGACGCAGACGGCCAUGGACCAGCUCCACAUGCACUUUACCCAGGCCAUCCACAACACUGUGUUCCAGGUGGUACUGGGAUACGUGGAGCUCUGCGCCGGCAACGCCGACACCAAGUUCCAGAAGAUGCAGUACAAGGACCUCUGCACGCACAUCACUCCAGACAGCUACGUCCCCUGCCUGAGCGACCUGUGCAAGGCAUUGUGGGAGGUGAUGCUCAGCUACCACCGGACCAUGCAGUGGCACGAGGAGCAAGACAAGGAGGAGGCCGCACCCACCACAGCCCCGAUUCCUAUACACCUAUACCCUACACCUAAAGUGGAAGAGGAGGAGGCCGCACCAGCUACAGAUGAGGUGGGUGCUGCAGACACUGAGGAGGCGGUUGUGGACCACAGCUAUGUGAAGAAGAAGCUGGAGCAUGGACUCACUCGAAUCUGGCAGGAAGUCCAGCUGAAAGUGAAAGCCUAUCUGCUUGGUACAGACAUGUCCAACUUCAAAUACGACGACUUCAUCGUGGUCCUGGAUGUUAUCAGCAGGCUGAUGCAAGUGGGGGAGGAGUUCUGCGGCAGUAAGUCAGAGUUGCUGCAGGAGUCCAUCAAACGUCAGAGUGUCAACUACUUCAAGAACUAUCACAGGACGCGCCUGGAGGAGUUGCGGAUGUUUCUGGAGAACGAGACGUGGGAACUGUGUCCUGUCAAGUCCAACUUCAACAUUGCUCAGCUCCAUGAGUUUAAGUUCAUGGGUCAGAGCCGGUCCCCCUCAGUGUCUCCCAGUAGACAGGUGUUGUCCAGUCAGGACCAGGUGUUGUCCAGCCAGGACCAGGAAGUCCUGUCUCUGUUUCAGCACUUCAGCCAGGAGGGGAACCCCUUCGAGAGGCACAUCGACAACAAGGAUGAGGAGACUGAGGACGUACUGGCCUCCAACGGGUAUGAGUCCGAUGAGCUGGAGAAGUGUGUGUACCAGGACUACGACAGUGACAGUGACGUCCCUGAUGAACUCAAACAGGACUACGUGGACGAGCAGACUGGAGAUGUCCCUCUCAAGAGUGCGUCGAGGGAGACUCUGCGCAGCAGGAAGAAGUCUGACUACAGCCUAAACAAAGGCUCCAACGCUCCCAUCCUGACCAACACAACCCUCAACGUGAUCCGCCUGGUCGGGAAGUACAUGCAGAUGAUGAACAUUCUGAAACCAAUAGCCUUUGAUGUCAUCCACUGUGUUUCCCAGCUGUUUGAUUACUACCUGUAUGCUGUCUACGCAUUCUUCGGCCGCAACGAUAUGCCUGCCCCUAGCCUGUGUGUGCCCGGCGGCCAGGGUGGCCAGGGGGGCAGGGAGGCUGGUCCGGCCAGGCCUGUUGCCCCUUUCUGCUGGUAUGAAUCAUCAGGUCCGGGUCUGAUCAGCAGCCGACUGAGAACAACACUGAACAGAAUCCAGGAGAGCCUCAUCCAAAUGGAGUCUCUGGGGGAAGGCGGCUCCAGCGUCCACGGUGGUCCAGUGGAGGAGAGAAAGGAGAAGGUGCCCAGCCCCCACCUCAGCCAGCUUGUGGUCCUGACAGCCAGCGAGACCCUCUACGGCCUGGCCCAGAGGGUUGUCGCCACAGAGUCACUGGUGUUUCUGGCCGAGCAGUUUGAGUUCUUGCAGUCUCACCUAGACACCAUGAUGCCUGCAGCCAAGAAGCCAUUCCUCCAGCAGUUCUACUCACAGACUGUCUCCACGGCCAGUGAGCUACGUAAACCCAUAUACUGGGUCGUGGCGGCCAAGGCUUUAGACUACGAACAGAUGCUGCUGCUGAUGGCUGGAGUUAAGUGGGACAUUAGGGAGAUAAUGUCGCAGCACAACGUGUACGUGGACGUCCUGUUAAAGGAGUUUGAAGAGUUUAACAAGAGGCUGGGUGAUGUGUCCAGACACGUCCGGGUCCCUCUGCCUGUGUCUAAUGUCCUGUGGGAACACUGCAUCCGUCUGGCCAACAGGACUCUGGUGGAGGGCUAUGGUAAUGUGAAGAAGUGCAGUAACGAGGGGCGGGCCCUGAUGCAGCUGGACUUCCAGCAGUUCCUGAUGAAGCUGGAGAAGCUGACAGACAUGAGGCCCAUCCCUGAUAAGGACUUUGUGGAGACCUACAUCAAGGCCUACUACCUGACUGAGAAUGACAUGGAACAGUUCAUCAAGAACCACAGGGAGUACUCCAUGAAGCAGCUGGCCAACCUGGUAAAUGUUUGUCUGGGUUCUCACAUCAACAAGAAGGCCCGGCAGAAACUCCUGGCGGCUAUCGACGACAUCGACAGACCAAAGAGAUAGACAGACAGACGUGGUUAUUGGAUUUAAGGUGGCUCCUAAACAUGAGGCUGUUUUAGAAUGACCUAGGUUUGCGCAAUCCCAGUAACUUUCCCAAAAUCCCCAGGUUUUUCAGAAAUCCUGUUUGGACGAUUCCCGAUAUUUCCUUAUUACUCCUGAUUCCAGGAAUCUUCCUAAUGGGAUUUCUGGAAAACCUGGGUAUUUUAAGAACGUUACUAGAAUUUUGCAACCCUAGAAACUCAUAUACCCACCAGGAACAGAAAAGAAGCAAUGAAACAAGAACUUCUGCUAACAAAUACACUCAUACCGGAAUGUUAGUUAUUUGACACUUAGUCAGUACAUAUAGGCUACUAUUGUGUAUGCCCCUCAUUUUGAUGUCCUAUAUGCUUACAGUUCCGCUGCGUUUUCUAGGUUUCCACGGAGAUACUCCGUUUUCCUGUUCGUCGUGAAUAUACGUGUAUAUGAGGAAGGACUCUUGUUUUUAAGAUAAAUGACUUGAAAUGCGAAAUGAUACUCCAUGACGUGUGAAUCAACUGGCAGACAGUUAUCUUUUUCUCUUCCUGUAUGGCUAUAGCAUAAUGUAGUUCUUUCUGCCCGUCUGUAAACCGCUCAGGAGCAACGCCGGCCCUGGGGAAAAACUGAAUCGUUCAAUAUUUUAUUUUUGACUUGUAUGACUAUUAAGCGACUGGAAUAUCGCUGAGUUGAGAAAACGUUCCAUUUUUCCAUUGAAAUCCAGGAAAAGUUGGUAUCACAUGUACGCGCAAACACGUUGUUUUUUUAAAGAUCAUGGGAUGUUUGAUGAAAUACUUUCCUUUAGGUUAACGCCUAUGGAGACAUCCAGUCUCUAGUGCCCUUCAAGUGUCCAUUAAUGAGGAUGACGGCACUAUGUUUGUUCUGUUGUUCCAGUAGUGUAGGGUGAAGACGCCACAGACGCUGAUCUUGUCAGUUUUGCAUUUCCACCACUAAUGGUAAAGGUUAGGAUUGGGGGAGGGGAAGCUGAUGCUAGAGCUGUACACAAGGGAAUCUUCACCUCAGAGCUUGUUCAAGUCCAGGACUAUAACUGUACCUGUGCUUUGUUACGUCCAUAAAUGAUUUAUCUUGAUAUAAUGUUGAUUCUGAACAUAUUGAAUGGUUAGUUAUAGAUGAUGUACUAGGUCUAACGUGUAUUUAGAUGAUAUCUUGCAACUGAUGCACUCGUUUCUUUCCCAGUCAUAUAUGUAAAAGUGUUUUUAUUGUCCAAACAAACAAUGUCCAUCAUUGUCACUGCAUCUGUAAAAAUAUAAGUUUUUGAUAUCGCAACUGAUUCCAUUAUGUUUUCAUGCAUAACUAUACCAAGAUGAUGCUGUAAAUGUUUUGUGUUUAAAACAUUUUUAUUUAUUGUUUGGAUUCAGGACUUUUUAUAUAUACGAUAAGUACUGGAAGUGUGCUAUCAUCUGUUUACUGGCGGUACCCUGUAUCUUGUUGUCAACUGUAAAAUAAUAUUUAAAAAGACACAAUUAGACUACAUAUUAUAAAACUCAAGUGUACUAUUGUUAAAAUAAAAUCGUUAAAUGUUGGCGCUGUAGACUAAAGUAAGAUGAUUAUAGAGUAACACAAUAAACACACUAACGUUUAAACCCA
Molecule: messenger RNA, 4796 nt
Organism: Coregonus clupeaformis (lake whitefish)
Lineage: Eukaryota; Metazoa; Chordata; Actinopteri; Salmoniformes; Salmonidae
Gene: vps50
Product: VPS50 EARP/GARPII complex subunit
Exons: 30
Coding region: 96-3179 (1027 amino acids)
Biological process (GO): endocytic recycling; retrograde transport, endosome to Golgi
Cellular component (GO): EARP complex
Molecular function (GO): SNARE binding
Source: RefSeq, a predicted model, not a curated record